Chiroxiphia lanceolata (lance-tailed manakin) is the source of this 4140-nucleotide messenger RNA. It is a transcript of the gene A1CF, whose product is annotated as APOBEC1 complementation factor. Gene Ontology annotation, molecular function: mRNA binding. Gene Ontology annotation, cellular component: nucleus. The record is from RefSeq and is a predicted model, not a curated record. The coding region runs from base 168 to 1934 and encodes 588 amino acids. The transcript has 12 exons. NCBI's taxonomy places the organism in Eukaryota, Metazoa, Chordata, Aves, Passeriformes, Pipridae.
CCGGGGCUGCUGAACCUUUGGAGUUUGAUAUGAUGAUUGGGGAAUAACCGGAGUGACACGUCGCAAACUCUCCAUAAUCAAGGAGACCUCUUUCCCGGGUGGUGAUCUCCAAAAUUGCUCAGUGAGCACCCCUAAUUAACCUGAUUUUUUGCUGAUAAUCACUCACAAUGGAAUCAAAUCACAAAUCCGGGGAUGGAUUGACCGGCACACAGAAAGAAGCCGCCCUCCGUGCCUUAAUUCAGCGAACGGGAUAUAAUUUGAUCCAGGAAAAUGGGCAGAGGAAAUACGGAGGACCCCCCCCGGGCUGGGAUGGGCCUCCCCCGGAGAGGGGCUGCGAGAUCUUCAUCGGGAAACUGCCCCGAGACCUCUUCGAGGAUGAACUUAUCCCGCUCUGCGAGAAAAUUGGCAAAAUCUAUGAAAUGAGAAUGAUGAUGGACUUCAAUGGCAACAACAGAGGCUAUGCCUUUGUGACCUUCUCCAAUAAACAGGAGGCGAAGAACGCAAUAAAGACCCUCAAUAAUUAUGAAAUUAGGAACGGGCGGCUCCUGGGGGUCUGUGCCAGCGUGGACAACUGCCGCCUCUUCGUGGGGGGGAUCCCCAAGACCAAGAAGAGGGAGGAGAUUCUGGCGGAGAUGAAGAAGGUGACGGACGGCGUGGUGGACGUCAUCGUGUACCCCAGCGCCGCCGACAAGACCAAGAACAGGGGCUUUGCCUUCGUGGAGUACGAAAGCCACCGGGCAGCAGCCAUGGCCAGGAGGAAACUGCUCCCAGGAAGGAUCCAGCUCUGGGGACACCCCAUCGCCGUGGACUGGGCAGAGCCAGAGGUGGAGGUGGAUGAAGACACCAUGUCAUCAGUAAAAAUCCUCUAUGUGAGGAACCUCAUGCUCUCCACCACUGAAGAGACCAUAGAAAAGGAGUUCAACAGCAUCAAACCAGGUGCGGUGGAGAGAGUAAAGAAAAUUAGAGACUACGCCUUUGUGCACUUCAAUAAGAGAGAACACGCUGUGGAAGCUAUGAAAGCAUUGAAUGGGAAGGUGCUGGACGGGUCCCCCAUCGAGGUGACUUUGGCCAAGCCGGUGGACAAGGACAGCUACGUGAGAUACACGCGUGGCACGGGCGGCAGGGGCCCCGUGCUGCCAGGGGAGUACACCUACACCUUCGGGCACGUGUACGACCCCGCCGCCGCCUACCUGGGCGCCCCGGUGUUCUACGCGCCCCAGGCCUACGCCGCCAUCCCCAACCUCCACUUCCCCGCCACCAAGGGGCUCAGCAACAGGAGCAUCAUCCGGCCCCCUUCCAUCCGAGAAAUUUACAUGAAUGUACCUGUAGGGGCUGCGGGAGUUAGAGGACUGGGAGGUCGCGGCUACCUGGCGUACACGGGCCUGGGCCGAGGAUACCAGCUCAAAGAAAAGAGGGGAGAGGACAAACUCUACGACCUCCUGCCAGGGAUGGAGCUCACGCCGAUGAACCACGUCACACUAAAGCCCCAGGGGAUCAAACUCGCUCCUCAGAUCUUAGAAGAAAUCUGCCAGAAAAACAACUGGGGACAGCCUGUUUACCAGCUCCACUCUGCAAUCGGCCAAGAUCAAAGACAGCUCUUCCUGUACAAAAUCACCAUCCCCGCCCUUGCCAGCCAGAACCCCGCCAUACAUCCCUUCACGCCGCCCAAGCUCAGCGCCUACGUCGACGAGGCCAAAACCUACGCGGCAGAGUACACCCUGCAGAGCCUGGGGAUCCCCGUGGAGGGGGCAGAGGUGCCUCCCACAGCACCAGCUUUUCCAGGAUACACCAUUGCUAAUGCAGCUGCCACUGUCACAGCCACUCAGCUCAAACAAGCAGUGACUGUGGGACAAGAUUUAGCAACUUAUGCGGCGUACGAAGCCUAUCCCGCCUUCGCGGUCGCCGCACGCAGCGAUGGCUACGGAGCAUUUUAGUCCUGGCUUUAAUCAAGGCCCCUUAAAUCAAGCACAGGCAGAAAGGAAAAAAAAAAAUAUCCUAGUCUGGUAAUUUUUACAUCCUCUCGAUUUUAAACUCGUCUGUUGCCUGAGGUUCAUCUUAGUCGGAGUUUCAGUCCUGGAGUUCUUCGGGUUCGUAACGGGAUAUUGGGGGGGGGGGGGGGGAAGGGAGAAGUUAAAGGGAAAAAAAUCACUCAAAAUGAGAUUUUCACAGUAGAAAGCAAAAGCUCAGCCCAGAAAAUGAGCAGGUCUCAGGUGUGUAUAUAUAUAUAUAUAUAUUAUAUAUAUAUAUAUAUAUAUAUGUACAGCCCAUUGUGUGUGUGUUUACAAGCAACAACCUGUGCUGAAUACAGUUGGUCCCGUGGAUGUUGUGACAAGGGACAGGGGAAGGAAGGGGUGUCCGCAGCAAAACCCUCCAUGCAUCAGGAAUUCUCCUACAUUCACCCAAAAAUUCCUCCUCCAGCCUUGAUUCUUUUGCCACAUGGAUUUGCCUCUCGCUGCCACCAGCACUGUGAAGAUGUGUUCAGGCACCUCAGGUGUCUUGGAAAUUCUCUCUGGCACAGCCAAGGCAAAAAGUCAUUUGUAAUAAACAUUUCUGCCCAGCCAAACAGGCUGGUUGCCAUGCUGAUUCGAUUUUUAGAGCAGGAGGCAAGCACUCAGCAGAGCUUUCCCUCUUGCUUUACUCCUUCCCAACCACGCCCACAAAUCAGCAAAUAACGGUGUAUUUUUGUCCUCUUCCCAUCAAAUGGGAACAUUCACUGAAAGACAGGAAAACUUUCAGGACUAUUAAGGCUGAGGACCAGAAAAGUGCUAUUCAUUAAGGCCAGUUCUCUACUUAAUUAGAGCAUUAGAGCUCACAGCCAUGGCCCAGUAACAACAGGCACCUCUACAGGAACAAAAUGAUAUCCAAGGAACGUUUCCACAGUUUGGAAAGAGCCUUGCCUGGCUGUCAGUGCUGCUUUACACAUCAAAUCAAGGCUUCUGGCUGCUGUCAUUCCACCAAAAAUGAACUUACUGGAACAGCAGUAAAGGCACCUCUUGCUUUGGAGAACACCAGAGGCUGGUGUUGUGUUUAAACACUUUGGGGAUGCUGAGAGCACCCCUUGCUUUACAGCAGGAGGGCAUUAUCCGUUUAUUUUUGCCGUGGGAUCGAGGCAGGAGUAGUGAUGCUCUAGAGAUAUCCUAUGCAGUAAUGCACACUGUGAAAACUUAAAUCUGCUCAAACUCUAGAGAUAUCCUAUGCAGUAAUGCACACUGUGAAAACUUAAAUCUGCUCAAACCUUUUCUGAGGGGGGAGAGUUUACAGCUGGAUUGAUGGCACCCAUCGAGUCCAGCAGAUGUGGCCCCAAAUUUCCCACGUGGUCUGGGUGAUGGGAUGUGGCACCAAACAAGCCAUUCCAGGAGGAGUUUUUCCCGUACAUCCCCAAAACUGUACGAGGCACAGAGGUCUGUGACAAGGUGUUGGCUGCUGGGAACGCAGCGUGUUCUACUCUCAUGCUCCGGCUGACUCGGCUUCGCUCGGAAUGGAACAAAACCACAUAAGCUGUGAAGUUUGUGGUCCCGUUAGACCCCUUCUAUUUAUAAAGUACCUCGUUGGGGUGACCCUAAAGGUAUUACAAGCCCUCUGUGGCUGCUGUUGGUCACACUUUAAAUGACAAACCUGUUCACAGAGGGCUGAAUAACCAAGAGUGUUAUGGAUCUCGUGGCUUUUUUUUCCCCUCUUCUGUCUAUGUCUUUAAGUCGUGUUUGCCAACGAGUAACACGUCCCUGAGUGUGUCUCUCUCAAAGGCCACCGUUGGCAAGAAGUGUUUCUCACUUUGCCUGUUCAGUGACUUUAGUCUGCUUUUUCAGCUAUUUAUAUGAGUUCAGAAAGAUGUCAAAGGAAAGGGCAAGAAGCAGUAUUAAAAAGUGUGCGCUUGAAGCACUUAUUUUUGUACACCAGUACAAUAUUUGUAUAGAGUUUUAACACUAUGGAGUGUAGCAAAAAAAAAAAAAUAAUCACACUUUCCAUUUACUGGAGGACAAUCAUGUAUGUUUAAAGGGAAUGAAGUGAAAAUGGCAUCUCAAUCAUCCAUUACAAGCGAAUUAUAACUGGGAUUAAAUUCUGUGAAGCAGGUCUGUAAUUUUAGAGUAAUCUGAGGACAUUCACUGGACUUUGAAAUAUCAUUAAAACUUUGUAAGCCAA